AUGAAACGUGCCAGAAUUGACGGUCCGGACAAGACUCCGUCCUCUUCUACCUUGGGAGCCGCCUCCGGCCAGCCGGUUCACCUGCCGAAGAUCUCAAGAAAAAUCCGAGCUUGCCAAGAAUGCCAGAACCGCAAGAUCAAGUGCGGCAUUGAGCCCGGCCAGAACCAGUGUGCUCGAUGCGCCCGCCUUGGCCUGCAGUGUGUAGUCAAUAAGAGUCUCCAAACCUUGCUUGACAGCGAGAAUGAGUGGAAGACCAAGAUGGAGAUGCAGCUCCAGACGCUACAAGCGUCCAUGGUGGAGGUCAGGCGGGCCUUGAAUCUGCCACAGCUUGCCCCGGUCCAGGCUUAUCAGCACGACGCUACCGGCAUGUCCCAGAGUCCUGUCAAUAUUACCGUAUCACAAAGCAGUCCCGCCACAGGUCCAUCUCCGGUCCGGCCUCCAGACGUAACGGCCAUGACGAGGGAGAACUCUCCUGAGCAGACGGCGCAAGAUAACGCCGAGGACCAGGCCAUAGUAAGCGCGCCAAUGGCCAGCCUCUUCGAGGUGACGAAGCUGCGGAACAUCCGGAGCGACCCCGGAGCCCGGGUUCGCCUCCCAUCAAGCCGAGCGCAAGAGCCCGACUUCAUUGCACAGGGCAAGUUUAGCGUUGAGGAGGCGGAGCAGCUCUUCUCCACCUUCCGCGGGACGCUCAAUGCCUACCUUUGGGGAGGCAUUGCGCUGGUUCACGACAGCCUCACCGCGACGCGCAUGUCCUCGCCUCUUCUCACGGCUGCCAUCCUCGCCGUGACGGCGCUGCACGAGCAAGAUGAUGGCCGUGCCUUUGACAUCUGCUACCCCACCUUCCUCGAGCUAGCCAGUCAGACCAUGUUCGACCGAUACCAUAGCCUUGACGACGUCAGGGGACUAUGCAUCGGUGCCUUCUGGCUCUCCGACAUCAGUUGGAAGGUGUCUGGUCUCGCUGUGCGUAUCGCUACCGAGUUGAACCUUCACCAGUUCUGCGCCAAGGCGCUUAAUAAAGGACCGCAGCAUGUCGAGAAAGCAAGGCUGUGGUACUUGCUCUACGUGUGCGACCACCACUUCAGCAUCGCGUAUGGCAGGCCUCCCGUCAUAAAUGAGGAUGCGACCAUUACCCAUCAUGAAGCUUUUCUCACGCUGCCAGGCAUUACGCAAGCGGACUUCCGUCUACAUAGCCAGGUUGGUGUCUUUAUCAUUUUAAGUCGGGUUUUCCACACAUUUGGCCCAGAUACAUCGAGGCAAGUUGCCAGAGAUGAGUUUGAAGCACUGAAGAGAUACGACGCCGACCUCGCUCGAUGGAAGCUCCAAUGGGAAACUCGGCUAGUGCCGGACAAGCACAUAGCACAGUACCCUGCCAAGGGCGUCACCCUUCACUACCACUUUGCCCGUCUCUUGUUGUUUUCCAUCUGUCUGCGAGGUCUCAACCCGUCGAACCCGUCGGACCAAUACGCCAUGUCCGAUGAGCGCCGCGAGUUCAUCAACCUCGCCAUAGCAAGCGCGUCUGCCGCGUUAGAGCUGAUCCUGACAGAUAUCGACAUGCGCAGGGCGGUCAUCGGGGUGCCACUCUACCUUCUGACCACCAUUGCCUAUGCUGCCAUGUUCCUGAUGAAGGUUCACGCCCAGUGGAAGCCUGCGCGGCUGAACAUUCGUUACGACGAAGUAGUCGACCUUAUUGAGCGUGUCGUCCAACUGCUGGAGGAGACCAACCGUUGUGCCCGUCACGUUGCACACUACAUCGGACGCGGUCUCAGCACCAUGCUUGAUAAGUUCAAAGAACGAGGUCCCCAGGAGAAGCAGUACAUUGCCGGGAGCCAGCCAGGGCAACCCGCUCAACCGGGCCAACCUAUCUCUCAGGUCUGGAACGAGGGGGAUAUCGGCCAGGAUUGGAACCAAUGGAUGUUCAGCGGGGAGAUGAUGAACAACUAUGGAAUGGGCCCUGAGCAAUACCCGCUCAACAUGCUAGACUUGCUAAACUCCCAAAUGCCUGGCUGA
Colletotrichum graminicola M1.001 is the source of this 2007-nucleotide messenger RNA. RefSeq lists its product as uncharacterized. Gene Ontology annotation, cellular component: nucleus. Gene Ontology annotation, molecular function: DNA-binding transcription factor activity, RNA polymerase II-specific; zinc ion binding; transcription cis-regulatory region binding. The coding region runs from base 1 to 2007 and encodes 668 amino acids. Gene Ontology annotation, biological process: regulation of DNA-templated transcription; DNA-templated transcription. The record is from RefSeq and is a predicted model, not a curated record. Lineage: Eukaryota; Fungi; Ascomycota; Sordariomycetes; Glomerellales; Glomerellaceae. The transcript has 3 exons.